Molecule: messenger RNA, 2590 nt
Organism: Zychaea mexicana
Lineage: Eukaryota; Fungi; Mucoromycota; Mucoromycetes; Mucorales; Lichtheimiaceae
Exons: 3
Coding region: 260-2470 (736 amino acids)
Biological process (GO): regulation of transcription by RNA polymerase II
Cellular component (GO): nucleus
Molecular function (GO): RNA polymerase II cis-regulatory region sequence-specific DNA binding; DNA-binding transcription activator activity, RNA polymerase II-specific
Source: RefSeq, a predicted model, not a curated record
AUGGGGGUCGUACUCAUCAUCCCCACUUGGAGCUACGUAGUCUGAAAGCCGGCCUUGCAACCGCUCGUAUGAUGCAAAGCACUGCCAAUGCCACUCGACUCAAACCGUUGAUUCAAAGUUAUUUGCAAUCGCCUGACCCAAUUGCUGCCGGUGAGAAAACUGUCAUUUUGCUGACGAGCAAAGUGGCACAGAAAUCCUAUGGAACUGAGAAAAGGGUCGAUACCUUAGGUUUCUAUGUCCCCCACCCACGGCUAUUAUUAUGGGCACGUCGUGGUGGAAACCACCGUUCGACGAAAGCGGCGAGUAUAGCCCACCUUUGCUGACCGUGUGUAUUUCGGGUGAAGCCACGAGCCAGCCGGGCCAGGUGGAAUGGUACAACUCGGCCGGUGCAGCCGUUGGUCAAACGGGCCAUCCAAGAUCACCCCCUCUGUCAUCAUCAUCCUCCUCUACUGCCUCACCCCGUUUCCGUAGCACUAGCAAUACUACGAAUGGUGUGGCCACUACCGUUGGCAGCAGCAGCAGCAGCGGAAGUGGAGAUCCACUUGGCCUGCAAAAACAACAAAGAGCUGAUGUGGACUGGUACCACAACCACGAACAAGAUCCCUUGACGGCCGGUCGAUGUGUUGCCAAGAACCUGUACAUCAAUGACGCCGACGAAAAACGCAAACGCGUUGAAUGUCUUGUGCGGAUCCAACUCGGCGACGGGUCGCUCCUUGGCACGUUAGCAAGCAAGGGCAUCAAAGUGAUUAGCAAGCCGAGCAAGAAACGACAGAGUGUGAAAAACAUGGAGCUCUGCAUUCAUCAUGGUACAACGGUUUCCUUGUUUAAUCGUAUUCGGUCACAAACAGUGAGCACAAAGUAUUUGGGUGUCUCAUGCGGAUCCGCAUUUGCUGCACCGGGCUAUCAUGAGAACAUCAACAACAACAGCAACAGCAACAGCAGCAGGAAUGGCUGUGGCAAUAAAUCAUCGACCCAGGGUGGUAACGAUGCAAGUAAUAGCGGAACUUGUUUUGUGGCAAGAACAACAAGCUGGGAUCCGUUUGUGAUCUGGAUCGUGGACACGACGCGUGCACCGGGCGAUAUGGCACAACAGCCAGAGAGCGAGUCUCCAGAAGACUAUAUCGGCCACAAUGUGCAUGUGAACAACAAUCGCAAUGUCAGCUACCCUCCACCGCCGGCCAUUGCUCUUCGGAACACGACCGACCAGCCGAUCGCCAUCCAUUACAACCAGCAUAUCGUCCUCCAAUGUCUGACCACCGGACUCGUGAGUCCCGUCAUGAUUAUCCGCAAAGUCGACAAGGCAUCCACUGUGGUGGGCGGUGCACGCGCUCCUAUGGACCAAGCCGGUGGCGGUGAAUUUGGCGACGAAAUGCUUGGAGAUCCUGUUUCACAACUCCACAAGGUUGCAUUGCAAAUCGUGCAAGAUCCAUCUCAGGCUGUACACCAUCAUCAACAACAACAACAACAACAACAACAACAGAAUAAUGGUGGUGGUGGUAGUGGUAGCAUGGAUCCUUUACUUUCAACUUUAUCGUCACCGUCGUCGUCGUCUUUGCCGUCGUUGUCGAUGUCAGAUGGAUGGAUGUUGCCAAAGAGUCAGCACCCCAUCACCUACCUGGCUUGUUUGAACGACAUGGUUGGCAUGCACAAGACGGUGGAACGACGCAAGCCCGUGUUGGGAUGGGAAGACAUUACGUCGCAAGAAGCGAGUGGUAAGGUUGUGCGCAAACGACGUGUGUCGACGGACCAGAUUGGUGACAUGGAAAGCAUGUUUCGACGACGCACGAAUACGUUGGAUAGCACGAGCGGUCUGUUCAGUCAUACAAACAGCAGUAAUAAUGACGUGUAUGAAUACGAUCAUCUCUUCAACCGAGCACGGUCCCAUUCCAUUUCGUCUGGUAGUGGUGCUAGUAUUAUGCAUCAUCGACCUACGAGUGCUAGUCGUCGUAUGUCGGUUGCAAGCACGAGCAGCACAGGCAGUGGUGGUAAUGGUGGUGGUGGUGUUAAUGGUGCCAGUCAUCAUCAUGGUUUGGGUGCAUAUUGGUCAGAAGAUGUAACGGAUGCAGCAGUGUGGACGAUCGUUGGAACAGACUGUGCCACAUUCAAGUUCUGGGCACCGCAACCUACUGAAGCAACCACCAUGACGCCGUUCCCUUCACUCUCGCACUUGUCAAUGAGCACCGCAAACAACAAUGAAGCGACGACGACGACGGCGACGACGACACCACUAAUGACACUCCACGGUGAGAAUUUCACGCGCGAUCUCCAGGUUUGGUUUGCAGAUGUCAAAGCCUCGCAUACCGAGUACAGGGGACGCGAGGUGGUCCUGUGCCAUGUCCCGCCGCGGCAUGAAUUGAUCGAGUCGGUCCACGUCGAACGUGAGCUCGAUGGAAGUCUGAAGCUGCCCAUCUUGCUGGUCAGAGGGGAAGGUGUUAUCGUGUACAAGACAAACCAUUACCAUCGUUUCUAAAGACUUUAUGCUAUCUUCUUUUCUUAAUCGCGCACAACAAAACAACGUCCCUUUGUCUUUUUUUUCUUUUUUCUUCCUUCCCGCUAUGUAUACACACAACACAGACAACCCGCCAACUCC